CUCGAUGUAAAUUAGGCUUAUAUUGUGGCAACACUUCUUUUGUCGACCAUUGUCGAUUCAAUAUAUCUCUUGGUCAAAUUGUCAACAAUAUUUCGUCUGCUUUGUGUCACAUUUCGUAGAUUUCUUGUGCAUCGAGGACAAGUUAAUUACGUCGAAAUGCUUAAUCAUAUAUUGCGACCGAUCACUCGUAACUUUAUCAGAAGUGGCAGUCAUUCCUCCGGUUCAAAAGCUAUGGAUGAUGUAUUUAAAUUGCCAACAAUAAAUGACAUACCUGGACCAUGUGGAUCAUGGAAAGAAUAUUAUGACGCAAGACAGAAAGUUUACAAUACUCAAUUAAUUGUUGGUAUUGGUAUACUAAUUGGUACCAUAGCUUAUGUAAAAAUAUCAGGUAAUAUCUUCUUUAACUUUGGCCCACCCGAGGAAUCAAUUGAAAACAAAUAAAUAUUUAAAAUAUAAAAUUAGAGAAAAAUAGAUAUAGAUAGAAAUAUGUCAACAAUCUGACCAUACUGCUGAGAAUGAUAUUUACUUUAUUGUGCGAAUGUAAUAUGCAAUAACUUGUACUGUACUGUAUGUUCUCAAUAAACAGUUCAUAUUUAUGGUUA
Messenger RNA from Atta colombica, 602 nucleotides. RefSeq lists its product as uncharacterized. NCBI's taxonomy places the organism in Eukaryota, Metazoa, Arthropoda, Insecta, Hymenoptera, Formicidae. The transcript is spliced from 3 exons. The record is from RefSeq and is a predicted model, not a curated record. Bases 157 to 441 code for a protein of 94 amino acids.